Plasmodium gonderi is the source of this 4134-nucleotide messenger RNA. RefSeq lists its product as hypothetical. The record is from RefSeq and is a predicted model, not a curated record. Gene Ontology annotation, cellular component: mRNA cleavage and polyadenylation specificity factor complex. Gene Ontology annotation, molecular function: RNA binding. NCBI's taxonomy places the organism in Eukaryota, Apicomplexa, Aconoidasida, Haemosporida, Plasmodiidae. The transcript is spliced from 5 exons. The coding region runs from base 1 to 4134 and encodes 1377 amino acids. Gene Ontology annotation, biological process: mRNA 3'-end processing by stem-loop binding and cleavage.
AUGAUAUUAGAAAUUGUCCCACUGUAUAGCCAUAAGUUUUAUAGCACCCUGCUGAUAAUUAAAGAGUUGGAUACUGCUCCUAAUAAGGUUUGUAAAUUGAUUGAUUCUUUGCAAAAUGACAAUAAGGAAGAGUUCAAUGAAGAUGCAGUUUCAACCAACUGUGAGACAAGUAAUAACCAAAGAGAUAGUACGUACAAAAAGUCAUAUAAUUAUGAUUACAUAAAUAACAAGAAAGAUUUUUACACCAACAAGAAAGAUAAAAAUAUAUAUAUUCUUAUAAACUGUGGAUGGGACGAUCAAUUUUGCACAGAUGACAUUAAGAAUGUACUCAGGGUGUGCGAAUAUAUAGAUAUUCUAUUAAUCACGAACCACAGCCUAAGUUUCGUUGGUUGUGUCCCGUUAGUAUUCAUGGAAUUGUUAAAAAGAAAAAGGAAAAUAGAGAUCAUAUGUCACGAAUAUGUUAAAGCAUACAGCAAAUAUGUUUUAUUGAGUUAUUUAAAAUGCAUGAAAAGUUGUGAGUUCUUUAAAAGUAUAAAUGGUUAUGAAUAUUUUAAAAUUAUCAAUGAUUUAUAUCAGAACAUUAUUGCAGUGGAAUAUAGAGAAUAUUAUAUUUUUAAAAAAAUCAUAUGCAAAAAAAAGAACUUAAUUUGUGUACUACCAUUGUAUUUGAUAAAUAAUGGGGAUAACAUAGGAUCAUCUGCGAUUAUUAUAAAAUUCCAUAAUUCAAAAAUUUUAUAUUCUGUAAAUUUGAAUAUAUCAGAUUAUUCUUUUAUUGAAAAAUCGGAUGUCAUAAAACAAUCAAAUGUCUUCACCUACAUAAGUAACUUUCGUUACUCCAACAAAAAUUAUACCAAGAUGAUCGACAUAAACAACAUCCUCAACAUUAUUAACAGGACUAUGCACAACUUAGGCUGCCUCUUGCUUCCUGUGGACAUCGACAGCGUAUUCCUAGAUCUUCUAUUCCACAUCAAUGCACUCAUAGAAGUUAGCAUGCAGAGAUAUGCUCUCUUGUUCUUGUGUCCUUACGCAGAAAAUUUUACAAGGCUCUUGUCCGCGUCGCUUACGUACAUGAAUGUACACAUAAAAAAGAAUUUCCACAAAAAUAGAAUAAAUGUGUUAAAAAUUAGAAACCUAGUAUGUAUUCGAAAUUACAAGGAUUUUAAAAAGUAUGAAAACGGAUAUUACAUUCUGUUUACCUUUCCUGCAUCCAUGAACAAUGAUACGGUUAAGAGAAUAUUGUCCACAUUUCUUACAAGAAAGAAGAAUGUUAUAAUAUUUACAAAAAGAAAUUAUGAAAACAGUUUUUCACACAAUUUAUGUAAUUAUUUUUUUAUGAACAAGGGGAGAAACGAGAAAUCUUAUUUUACCUUCUCAUAUAAUCAUAAUGUAAAAAUUGAUGAUAAAAAAUUAUACGAAAUUUAUGUAAAAGAAAAAACUAAUAUUGAAAAGAAUGCCAUACAGAAUAAAAAAGUUGAUAAAAAAAUUAAAAGGAAAAAAAAAAUACCCCCAAAAAAAAAACAACUAAAUUUCAUAUUUGAGUCAAAGGAAGAAAUGUUGUAUUUAAAAAAGGAAAAUAAUUUAGUCUUGAAAAAAGGAAAAAAUAAAUUCAACAAAGAAAAAGGAGCGUUACAAAAAUCAAAUCAGCAUGAACAUUCAUUACUUUUAAAAAAAGAGAUCUAUAAACAAGAAAAUCGUUCCUUUAAUUCUGAUUUAAAGACAAACAACUUUUACACUAUAAAGGAAGAACAGUGUGCACGCGAGGAAGACAAAGUAGUUAAUACUGAUCCUACAGAUGUGGUACGCAAGGAAAAAGAUUCAGAGAACGAUGGUCACCACAACAACCACGACGGUGGGGGAGGUGGAACAGAUGAUCCCCAUUCCCCUCAUUAUGAUCCUGAUGAGGAAGAGGAGGAGGAGGAGAAUGAUGAUGAUGAUGGGGAGGAGGAGGAGAACGAAGAUGACGUGGAGGAGGAAAAUGAAGAUGAUGUGGAGGAUGAGUUGAGGGACGAGGGAGAAAGCAAUAGCUCCAAUAACGAAUGUCACAAAAGCGAUAACAAUAGCGAAGGGUUGUCGACAAAGAGAGAUAAGCACCAUUUGUAUAAUGCAUAUGAUCAUAUAAAAUAUGAACAUAGAAACGAGAAUGGGAGUGAAAAUGAGGGGGGGGGAAAAAGAGCAGACAUCGUGAAUUACAAAAACGUGGAUGAAUUUUAUGACUUUGACGAUAUCAGUAGCAGCGAGGAAAGUAAUAUGAAAGAGAACAAAAGUAAGAUAGAAAAUGGAAAUAAAAAUAUUUAUGAUGAAGAAGAUCAAAGUGGGUAUAGUAAGAGCAAUAUUGAUGGAGAAUAUUUGCAAGAAGAAAUCGAGGAGCAGGGAAAUAUGAGAUACGGAAAAAUGUACACCAAAAGGUGGAAGAAAAGAAAUAACAAUAAUGUGUUUUUUAAAAAUGAACAUUCGGAUUGUAGUGAUAACAGCGUGGAUUACUCGUAUUUGAACAAGGCUCACAAUUUUGACAAAUUUGAAAAUGCGAACAAGAACAGGAAAAAAAAAGUAAGAAUAAAAACUGAACCCAUGGAGGAUGACGAUGAUGCUGAUGCUGGUGAUGAUAAUGAAAUGAGGUAUAGCGAUGCAGAGCAAUCACUAAAUCACCCCAUUUUGAAAUAUAGAGAAGGUAAAAAUGUGAAAAUGGGAAUAAAAAAUGAGAUAUACACCAAGGAAGAUACAGAAAAAUUUCCGCCAUAUGAUGAAAAAAAAGGAGGAGCAGUAAAUGACGAAUCUUCAUCACAAGAUGAAAAAAAAAGAAGAUAUCAAACAGUACACAUUUCAGAUUAUUACGAAUUUAAAAAAAAAAAAAUACAUGCACCAAAUAGUGGUAAAAAGGGGAAAGAAAGCAUUAUAUUUGAUAACACAUAUGAAGAAAAGAAACGUUUAUUUGAAGACAAAAAAAAAAAAAUGACAUGGAAAAAAAAGUUAAUUGAUUAUUUAAAGAUAAUUCCAUCCAAUUUACAAGAACAACAAGUCUCUAUAUCAGUAGAUUGUUCAAUAAAAACCUUUAAUAUAGAAAAUUAUAUCAAUCAAAAUAUACUAAAAAAUAUAAUACACUUAAUGAAGCCAAAAAAUUUUGUUCUUCUUCCAAGUUGUAAUAGCUUCUUUUCAUUCAAUUUUGAAUUAUUACUAAAUUCUUCAACUGAAUCGAUGGAUGAAAUAAAAUUCUAUACUUUUUAUUCCCCCAAUUUUUCUCACAAUAUGAGUCAACAAAAUAUUUAUCUUAACCGUUAUCUUUAUUCGAGUGCUAAAUCCAUCGAUUCGGUUAAUAUACCCUUAAAUCUUCACUAUGAAAAUGUGCAUAUCAAAAGUAUUUACACUCUACUUAACGCCACGAAAAAAAAUGCCCAUCACAAAUUCCAUAUUUUUAAAAUCAAAUCCAACCUUCCCUCCAAAAGGGAAUGCCCAAAUUCGCAGUCAUGCGGCAGCACAAGACGAAAACGAUUCAUCAAUGAACAUAGCACCUUCUGGAGUGAGUUUAACGAUGCACAUUAUUCCAUGUCAAUAGAUAAAGAAAACGAUGAAUUAAAAGAAAUGGAAAAAGAAACCAAGGAAGAAAAUGAAAAGGUACAAGAUGAUGAAAAUAUGUUAAAUGAAAAAAAUCAAAAUGUAAAUAAAGAAAAAUCCAAUGAAAAAAGACCUUUUUUAAAUUAUUAUAACAUGGAUGAUGAAUUUUCUAAUGGAAAACAAGGAGAAGAAGAUGAACAGGAAUUAUCUGAAACAUUGGAAGAACUGGAAAUUUCCUCAGAUAUGGAUGAUUAUAUCUCUAACGAUGAUAAUUUAUAUGAAGAUAAUAAAUUGAGUGGUAAUAUCUACAUUGGUGAUGUAAGUAUGCAAAAUUUGUCUUCUAUUAUUAAUAAUGUUUUUCAGAGACGCCUUAAUUUCGUCCCUCAAGGAAAUCAAAUCAUAAUUGAUGGAAAAACAUGCAUCAAGAAGGAGGAACAAGAAAUCGAAACAUCAGGGUCCAUUCAGAAACAAAAAAACAUGAACAAAAAAAAUAAUGUUGUCUGGAAAAUUGAGAGUCCGCUGGAUCCUUCAUUCUACUUUUUACGAAAUGUUUUAAAAGACAUGUUCAACCAUGUUUCUAUAUGA